UGUGUCCGCGGUCUCCAUGGGAGCAUGCCGGUUGCCAAGCCGGCCGGUAGAGUGCUUGCCACCACCAUCGAGCCGUUGGUAUGACAACGGGGACACGGGUGACCCGGGGCGUGGUGCUUCGCGUGACGGGGCCAGCGGCCCCUGCGGGGAGGGUCCUGGCCAAGCCUUGCCAACGCACCAGGGGGUCCCCCGGGCUGCCAGAGCCCACUGCGCUGGGCUAGGACCCCCGCUCCAACACCAGUCCGGGAAUUUAUUGACACAUCAAGGAAGCAAGCAAGAGAGCGUGAAGGGAAGCCCUCUGGAGCAAAGGAUGUGGGGCGACAGGGCUGAUCCCACCAGGGCCCCGGGGCCCGCUUCCUGCCCCUCCGCUUGAGGCCUGGCGGUAUCAGGACUCCCUCAGUGGGUGCUGUACUGGGGCAUCAGAUGAGAUAACGCAGCGCAGCGAAAGUGGAGCAUCCGCGUGUGGAGCAAGGGACGGAGCAGCCCAGUGCCUGCCGGACACCCUCCAGGACAGAGCAGGGGGCUCCCCCAGGCCAGGCACCACGGUGGGGACACAGGGGCUGAGGGGGGCACGGCUUGGCCCGCAGCCCACCCCACCCUGCCACCUGCCCCCAUGCUGGAUCACCGAGCCAGGAUGGAGAGCAGCAGGAAGGAGAAGGUGGAGCAGAUCCUGUCAGAGUUCCGUCUGAAGGAAGAGGACCUGAAGAAGGUGAUGUAUCGGAUGCAGAAGGAGAUGGACCGAGGCCUCAAGCUGGAGACACAUGAGGAGGCCUCUGUGAAAAUGCUGCCCACCUAUGUUCGCUCCACCCCCGAGGGCUCUGAGGUGGGAGAUUUCCUGUCACUGGACCUGGGCGGCACCAAUUUCCGUGUGAUGCUGGUGAAAGUGGGCGAGGGGGAGGAGGGGCAGUGGAAGGUGAAGACAAAGCACCAGAUGUAUUCCAUCCCGGAGGAUGCCAUGACUGGGACGGCUGAGAUGCUCUUUGACUACAUCUCCGAGUGCAUUUCCGAUUUCCUGGACAAGCACCAAAUGAAGCACAAAAAGCUGCCCCUGGGCUUCACCUUCUCCUUCCCUGUGCGGCACGAGGACAUUGACAAGGGCAUCCUCCUGAACUGGACCAAGGGCUUCAAAGCCUCCGGCGCAGAAGGGAACAAUGUGGUGGGGCUGCUGAGAGAUGCCAUCAAACGGCGAGGGGACUUCGAGAUGGAUGUGGUGGCGAUGGUGAAUGACACAGUGGCCACGAUGAUCUCCUGCUACUACGAAGAUCACCGGUGUGAGGUUGGGAUGAUUGUGGGGACGGGCUGUAACGCCUGCUACAUGGAGGAGAUGCACAACGUGGAGCUGGUGGAGGGCGACGAGGGGCGGAUGUGCGUGAACACGGAGUGGGGGGCCUUUGGUGCCUCUGGGGAGCUGGACGAGUUCCUUCUGGAGUACGACCGCGUGGUGGACGAGACCUCACUUAACCCCGGUCAGCAACUAUACGAGAAGAUCAUUGGGGGGAAGUACAUGGGGGAGAUCGUGCGGCUGGUGCUGCUGAAGCUGGUGGAUGAAAACCUGCUCUUCAAUGGGGAAGCCUCUGAGAAACUCAAGACUCGUGGGACCUUUGAGACCCGCUUCAUGUCCCAGAUUGAGAGCGAUUCUGAUGACCGCAAGCAGAUCUACAACAUCUUGUCAGCCUUUGAGCUGUUGCCGUCUCGGACAGACUGUGAGAUCGUGCGCCGGGUGUGUGAGAGUGUGUCCACACGGGCUGCCCAGAUGUGUUCAGCCGGGCUGGCCGGCGUCAUCAACCGCAUGCGGGAGAGCCGCAGCCAGGACACCCUCAAGAUCACUGUUGGUGUUGAUGGCUCCGUCUACAAGCUCCAUCCCAGCUUCAAGGACCACUUCCACGCCACAGUGCGGCAGCUGACGCCUGGCUGUGACAUCACCUUCAUCCAGUCAGAGGAAGGCAGCGGGCGCGGGGCCGCCCUCAUCUCAGCCGUGGCCUGCAAGAUGGCCUGCAUGAUGGGGCAGUGAGCUGGACUCAGAGGGGGGAUGGCAGGGGCCGGUGGUCCUGCUUGGAGUGCUGUGGGAGCAGACAUGGAUGCGGGAAGGAGGCGGCUCCAGCCCCCCAAUAAACGGGGUGUGUGUGGACUUCUCUGGGGCUGCUUUGGCCAGUGCUCCUCGUGCCUCUCUCCCCAUGCUGGUAGAGAGACCCCCAUGGGCCUGCCCCACACUUAUGGGCAGCCUGUGCUCUCAUCCCCCCCUCCCCCAUCCUCACACAGCGGCAGCAAGGGGUGCUGCAGUGCACCUCAGCCCCUUUGCUGCGGGAAAGC
Molecule: messenger RNA, 2310 nt
Organism: Prinia subflava (tawny-flanked prinia)
Lineage: Eukaryota; Metazoa; Chordata; Aves; Passeriformes; Cisticolidae
Gene: GCK
Product: glucokinase
Exons: 10
Coding region: 614-2011 (465 amino acids)
Biological process (GO): glycolytic process; regulation of insulin secretion; carbohydrate phosphorylation
Cellular component (GO): mitochondrion; cytosol
Molecular function (GO): mannokinase activity; fructokinase activity; D-glucose binding
Source: RefSeq, a predicted model, not a curated record